UUCCUUUGCAGAGUUUCAUAAGUGCCGCAGCCCCAACUGCAGACUGUUGAUACGCACUCGCAUGGGAGGAUCUACGGAGGUUUCCACUUGUUCCUCUUGAACCAAAACCCGCUAAAUACGCAGCCCGGCAUCUCACGGAGCGAUCAGCAGAACAUGGCACGGACUUUGAGGCUGUUUGCGAGUUGUUUGUUGUUCUUUCUCUCCUCCGGUGCGGAAGCGAAGCGCGGCAGGGAGAGAGUUUACUAUGUGGGGAUCAUUGAGGAUUCGUGGGAUUACGCACCAAGUGGAAAAAACCUGCUUAACGGUCAAGACGUCGCAAAUGACGAGCACGCGUCUGUGUUCCUGGAAAGAGGUCCCCACCGUAUCGGCAGUGUUUAUAAGAAGGCUAUGUUCCGACAGUACACAGAUGCUACGUUCAGCCACCUGGCACCCCGACCCACCUGGCUAGGCUUCCUGGGGCCCAUACUGCGAGCUGAGGUUGAUGACAUCAUUGUGGUCCACCUGAAGAACUUUGCGUCCAGGAACUACUCUAUGCAUCCUCAUGGAGUUUUUUAUGAGAAGAACGCAGAGGGGGCGCUCUAUCCAGAUGGGACAUCAAACAAGCUGAAGGAGGACGACUCUGUUCCUCCAGGAGGCAGCUACACCUACCGCUGGGAGGUCAGGCCAGAAUUUGCCCCCACGGGUGACGAUGCCAACUGUCUGACCUGGGUCUACCACUCCCAUGUGGAUGCCCCCAAGGACAUCGCCUCAGGCCUCAUCGGGGCUCUGCUCACAUGCAAAAAAGGAAUCUUGAAGGAGACUAACGAUCUAGUCCAGGGUCAGAGAAAGCCCGGGUCGGUCAUAGAGUCAGCCCGAAAUGAUGUGGACCAGGAUGUCUUCCUAAUGUUCAGUGUGGUGGAUGAAAACCUGAGCUGGUACCUUGAGGACAACAUUAAGAUCUGCUCUGAUCCAGCUGGAGUUGAUGAAGAAGACCCAGACUUUGAGGAGUCAAAUCUGAUGCAUGCUAUUAAUGGCUUCAUGUUUGGUAACCUGCCCGGAAUCAAGUUAUGCCAGCACCGUGCAGUAGCCUGGCAUUUGUUUGGCAUGGGAAACGAGGUGGACAUCCAUUCUGCCUUCUUCCAUGGGAAUACACUGCUGGACCGUGGCCACCGCACCGACGUCCUCAGCCUGUUCCCGGCCACGUUUGCCACAGCUGAGAUGGUCCCGAAAGCAACAGGAAAGUGGUUGCUGACCUGCCAGGUUAAUGACCACCUACAGGCUGGGAUGCAGGCUUUCUAUGAAGUGCACGCAUGUGACAGUGAGGCCGGCUCCACGUUGAUGGGUGGUGUUGUGAGGAACUACUACCUGGCAGCAGUGAAAGUUUUGUGGAAUUAUGGUCCAUCAGGAAAGGAUCUGAUCAAUGAUGUGCCCCUCAUUAAAGCCGGCAGUGCAUCAGAGACGUUUUUUGGGACUGAUGGUGGAAGGCUCGGAGGAAAUUACAUGAAAGUAGUGUACAAAGAGUACAUGGACAGUACCUUCACCACCCUAAAGCCGCAAACACCUGAAUCUACACACUUAGGGAUGUUGGGUCCAGUCCUGAGGGCAGAGGAAGGAGACACACUCAGAGUGACAUUCCUAAAUAAAGCUGACAGAAACUACAGUAUCCAGCCUCAUGGCCUGCACUAUGAGAAACAAUUUCAGGGAAGCAGCUAUGAGGACGGUGUUGACAAGCCAGGCUCUCACGUCAGUCCAGGGGAGAACUUUACCUACACCUGGCAGGUACUAGAGGGUCCUUCUUCAUCUGAUUCUCCCUGUAUCCCCUACCUGUACUACUCUGCCACUGAUCCCGCCAAGGACACCAACGCUGGAUUGGUGGGACCUCUGCUUGUGUGCAAGAAGGGAACGCUUAGGGAUAACGGAACCCAGGAGGGUCUGGAUAAGGAGUUCUUCCUAAUGUUUUCUGUCAUGGAUGAAAACAUGAGCUGGUAUUUGAAGGAAAAUAUUGAUUCUUUUGGCACCAAUGAGACAAACAAAGAAGACGAGGACUUUGAGGAGAGCAAUUUGAUGCAUGCUGUAAACGGACUAAUGUAUGGGAACCUUCGCGGACUGGAGAUGUGUGCCGGGGACAGGGUUCGGUGGUACACCUUUGGGCUGGGUACAGAGGUGGACAUCCAUGGUGUUUAUUUCGAGGGGAACACCUUCAAGAAGCAGAGCACAACACGUGACACUAUCAGCCUGUUCCCUCACACCACUGCUACUGCCGACAUGCAGCCAAACGCUCCAGGUGUGUAUGAGGUGAGCUGCAGAGUAACAGACCACUUCUCAGCUGGCAUGAGGCAGCAGUACAAAGUGAAUCUCUGCCCGCAACACAAACUGAAGCUCACACACACAGGAGGGCCAACCAAGAUUGUGCAGUAUUUUAUCAGUGCUGAAGAAAUAGAGUGGGACUAUUCACCUUCGAGACAAUGGGAGCUGGAGAAACACCAUGCCACAUUCGAGGACAGUCCAGGGACUAUAUUUGUGGGGAAAGGGAAAAACAGAAUCGGCCCGCGCUAUAAGAAGGUGGUGUACAGAGAAUACACCGACGAGACCUUCAAAGUUCAGAAGAAAAGGCAGCCCAACCAAGAACAUUUGGGAAUUAUGGGUCCAGUAAUCAAAGCAGAGGUAGGAGAGCAGAUUGUGAUCACAUUCAAGAACAAAGCCAGUCGGCCAUACUCAAUUAGCGCCCAUGGAGUGAAGGCCAGCGGGGCUCACAUUCCUGUCAAACCUGGUCACAUAAUCGAGCUGACGUGGGAUGUUCCUGAAAGGUCUGGUCCAGGGGUCUCAGAUCCUAACUGUAUCUCUUAUGCCUACUACUCCAAUGUUGAUUUCAUUAAGGAUCUGUACAGUGGUCUUCUUGGGCCUCUGGUGAUAUGCAGGCCUGGGACUCUGCAGCACGGCGAGGGGCCCGACAGACAGAGGGGCGAUGUAGAGAAGGAGUUUGCGCUACUCUUUAUGGUGCAUGACGAAAACCAGUCCUGGUACUUGAAAGACAACAUCAGAAAAUACCUCGGUGUCAAUCCCAAUACCUUCGUGCCUGACGAAGAGUUUGCGGAGAGUAACAUGAUGCACGGGAUCAAUGGUAAGCUGUACGGUAACCUCCAUGGUUUGGUGAUGUUCCGGGGCCAAAAGGUUGACUGGUAUCUACUGGGCAUGGGCAACGAAGUGGACAUGCACACCGUUCACUUCCAUGCUGAGACUUUUACCUACAAGACCGACCGUGUGCACCGUGCAGAUGUCUUUGAUCUCUUCCCUGGGACUUUCCAGACUGUAGAGAUGGUUGCCGGGAACCCAGGGACUUGGUUGCUCCACUGCCACGUGACUGACCACAUCCAUGCUGGCAUGGAGACCACUUUCACCAUUGAAGUUCCAGAAAAACCCUCACAUGCGCCAAGAACUGAAGGUUCCAUAAAGACGCUGCUGGUCUUGCUUGCACUUGGUCUCGUGGUUGUAGGUGGACUGAACUGAUGAAGGGACUCUAACACUGUGUAUAAACACAACUGUGGUCAGUAAUGCACUUAAAAUAUCCAGGGACAAAAUCACUGUUGCUUUGUGUGUUUGGUGGGGCUUAUGUAUGUAAAUAUCAAAUACUGAUCAUAGCAGGCAAACUAUAUCAAGGGAUGUACACUUAUGUAUAAAUUUGAGGGUUAUUUUAUUUUUAGUACUAAAUAAGCCUUUUAUACUGAUGUAUUGUUUCUAUGUUGCCAUUUUCUGGCAUGUUGCACUGUGUUUAAUGCUGUUAGUUUUGCAAAGCAUUGCUGUACCAAAAAUUUGAUUUCUGUGAUGAAUGUGCAAUAAAGACAUUUAUUCCACUGUGUUAUGA
Messenger RNA from Plectropomus leopardus (leopard coralgrouper), 3841 nucleotides. It is a transcript of the gene hephl1b, whose product is annotated as hephaestin-like 1b. Gene Ontology annotation, molecular function: copper ion binding; ferroxidase activity. The record is from RefSeq and is a predicted model, not a curated record. Lineage: Eukaryota; Metazoa; Chordata; Actinopteri; Perciformes; Serranidae. Gene Ontology annotation, biological process: iron ion transport. Gene Ontology annotation, cellular component: plasma membrane.